AUGAAUCAACAAGCCACACUUGAGGUUCAGCCCGUUGGUGUAGAUCAUCGCCAGCUCUUCUACGAACCUAUCGUCCUUGAGAACGCCUUGCAAAAGGCCUGUCGUUUUGGGCAAGAAGUCUUCAACGGCAUUCCAGAGGUGGACAACAACUCCCUCGCGACUCAAGCGCAGGUCUUCCACUUCUUCGUCGACAAGCUAGCCCAGGUAUGCGACAACAGGCGCGGCGGCGAGACAGUCUCCUCGUUCACUGUUCUCAACGGUCCCGAUGGCCCAGAGUACCUCUUCGCGUCCAAUCACAGAGACGCGGAUGAGCUAUCUGAGACCCAGGAAUUCGCCGAAAGCCUUCUUACUCUUGUUGGCAAGAACCCAACCGGCCUUAAGCAAAAGGCCCUUGCCAAACAGGUGUUGUGGAAGAUUCUGUUAUUCAACCUUCCGCGUCUGAACAUAUACCUGAAUACACUGGGUACAUCCAUAGAUGCCUGCAUCGACGAUUGCAACAGGCGAGAGGCACCAGAAAUCCUCAUGUCGGAGCUCUUGAGACUGAAGGAGAAAGCGGACUUCCCUCGCGAUCUUGAAUCUGGGAGUAUUCAAGAUAAAUUUUUGUGUGACUGCGAAAAGCUCAUCAAAGUGGCUGUUUCGAUGAAGAGCACUCAGAUCGAGCAGGCUAUCAGGAGGAACGCCAAAGACGGAGAAAUGACCAGCUCCAAGGCCUGGUGCGACUUGAGACACUACCUCGGACGGCUUCUGUCCUUCCGCCAGGCAGCAGAUGCCAUGAUAGGUACCCAUGAACGCUUGCCCAACCUCUUCCAAGACUUCAAAUUUACGGCUAUCCCAUCUGGCAAAGACGCUGCAAAACCAAUCGCAAGAUCCAGGUCUUUCACGGCGGAAUCCAUCAUCAAGAACAUGAUUCCAGACGAUGAAGAGGAACAGAAGUUCUAUCUUGAGCAAGCCCUCGAGAUGCAGAAAUUCGGCCUCGACGACUUCAUCUUCAGACAGAUCAGCAAGCGCACCUUCAGGCCGCGCGUUCAUGCCGAAGUACUCGUUCACAGCUAUCUGUUGAGCCACGAUCUUCAGCAUCCCAGAGAUUACUUCAACAGCUGGAAGUACAUUGGCAGCAGCAAGCCUACCUGCAGGCUCUGUUCAUACUAUUUUACUGCGCACCCCGACCGAGUGCAAGUGAGAAAGUCUCACUUCAACCUUUACCCCAACUGGUGUCUCCCAGGGGUAUUUGAGGGGCCCAAUUCUGGUGCCCCCGACGCAAAGACUCUGCAUUUACUUGAACAGAUUACGGAGAGGGUGCACGAUGAUGUGAAGAGGACGCUGGAUGAGAAGCGGCCCGUGGGAAAGAAUUAUGAUUCAAACACUUACACCAGUGUGCCACCGGGGUUAACUAGGUAUACGCAUAGCGACACCGCCAGCAUGGGGGAGGCGGCGGUUCGGCUGAAUGAGAUGAGUCUCAACACUCGUGCCGAAGGGGGAGGUCAUCUCCCAACUGAGGAGGGUGAUGAUGGCUACAGUAUGAUUGGAGAGGUGGAUGAAGUAGCCGAGAAUGGGAGCCAAGGUGCACCGGUGAGUGUUAUGCGUGCGGGGAUUCGGGUUUAA
Colletotrichum phormii is the source of this 1602-nucleotide messenger RNA. RefSeq lists its product as uncharacterized. Bases 1 to 1602 code for a protein of 533 amino acids. The transcript is spliced from 3 exons. NCBI's taxonomy places the organism in Eukaryota, Fungi, Ascomycota, Sordariomycetes, Glomerellales, Glomerellaceae. The record is from RefSeq and is a predicted model, not a curated record.